Lepisosteus oculatus (spotted gar) is the source of this 8527-nucleotide messenger RNA. It is a transcript of the gene dlg5a, whose product is annotated as discs, large homolog 5a (Drosophila). NCBI's taxonomy places the organism in Eukaryota, Metazoa, Chordata, Actinopteri, Semionotiformes, Lepisosteidae. The record is from RefSeq and is a predicted model, not a curated record. Gene Ontology annotation, biological process: negative regulation of hippo signaling; regulation of apoptotic process. Gene Ontology annotation, molecular function: protein binding. Gene Ontology annotation, cellular component: plasma membrane.
ACAGUUUUCCCCCACUUCAUUUUCCCUUUUAUACAACUUCCUCUAGGUAUUCAAGUACAACAGCACUGUAAUUUAGCCAAGAAAAAAUGUCUCCAGUUUUCUGCGUCUCCCUACAGCUCCCCCGGGAUUUAAAUUUGGGAUUGUGGUCUCAGUGCUGGAGUUCCACGCCCCGUGAUGGCCAGGUGUGUCAGUCGGAAGCUCCGCCUUACUUUACCUUACAUGGCUAGUGUAGGGAGACGUGAUUGACAGCGGGCAGCAGCUGCUGGGCUGCCGAGACAUGGCGGAGCUUGCAGUUUUGCUGGGGAGCUCUUAGAGAGUUGCGUGACUUUGUAUCGGUUCCGUCGGCGAAUUAAGGCAAAAAGACCGACCGAAAAGGGCGAAGGCGGCUGCAGCUGUUUACGAUGAACGACGUUAGGAAAACGGGAAAAAUGUAGGAGUUUUAGGAGCAGGGUAAAAACAUGUACUGCUGUUUCUUAGUGCAGUCAACAGCCUUAGGCAACAAAUAUGGCUACUUGUGUCUCUUUCAAUUUGUGAUGAAAAGCUGCUCAACUCAGCCAUUCAUUAGCAUGGCUGCGGUGCCGAUUUCCUAAAACUGACCACCAAGAAGAAGUUCCUGCGGUAUCGUUUUGGCGGUUUUGAGGAAUUUAGCCGAGGUAAACCUUACCGGACGAAGCAAACAGAAAUGGAACCUAAGCACAAAGAGUUGUUAGAUCAAUGCCACCAGAACUUAUUGGAGUCCAUUACAGAUGCAGACAGUCUCGUGGAGUUGCUGGGCAAGGCUGGUACCCUCAGCCAGCUGGAGAAGUACGAACUGGACAAUAACUGUUCUUCGAGCUCGGAGAAGGUGGACCUUCUGCUGAAGAUGCUGAUGAAUAAGGAAAGGGACCAUUUCCCAGACCUGUGUGUAGCUCUGGAAAAGACACACCCUCACCUGUGUUCCGCACUCUUCAUAAACGGCGGAGGACCUCUGGACCAUUCUUCGGGGUCCACCUACAGUGUGUUGUCUACAAUGCCAUCAGACUCGGAGAGUAGCAGCUCUCUCAGCAGCAUAGGGACGACCGGUAAGGCCUCGUCCCCUCCGCCAGCACUGAUCGACAACCGGCAGAUGAGCGAAAAGCUGGACACCAUCCUGUUCCAGCUGCGCCAGGUGACCCGGGAGCGCGACGAGCUGCGCAAGCGCCUGGCCCUCUCGUCUCCUGGCACCACCUUCGACGACUGUCGGCCAAAUUCCAAACCAAGCCAUGAUUACGAGCAUCUGAAGAUCCAGUGUGUGAAGGUCAUGGCAGACCUGCAGUCACUACAGAAUCAGCACACUAAGACACUGAAGAGAUGUGAAGAGGCAGUGAAAGAGGCAGAUUUCUACCACACCCUGCACAGCCGCCUCCUGAGCGACCAGUCGCAGCUGAAGGAGGAGGUGGAGGCCAUGAAGAGGGACAGCUCCCAGCUGGUGCGUGAGCACAACCACCUGAAGCAGACCUGCGAGGAGCUGAAGAGGCGGCACGACGAGGACCAGAAGGAGGUGGCAGAAAUGCGGCUCCAGCAGCAGCAGGUGAUGAGAGAGAACGGGUCAUCGGAGAUUCUCAAUCAGCUCUACGACACCGCGGUGGACAAGCUGGACGGCGUGAAGAAAGACUACGAGGCUCUGAGAAAACGGUACAACGAGAAGGUGGCCAACCACAACACUGACCUGAGCCGGCUGGAGCAGGUGGAGGAGGAGAACCAGCGGCUGCAGAAACAGGUCGACGCGCUGAUGAAGCAAAGGGACGCGGCGAUACACUACCAGCAGCAGUAUUCGUCUUCGCUGCGAAGGUUUGAGGCGAUCCAGCAGGAGCUGAGCAAGGCGGCCGCCCAGAAUAAAGAGCUGCAAAGGGAAGUGGAGCGGCUGCAGUCGGAGGCGACGCGCUUCAAGACGCUGCAGCUGAAGGCGGCGAAGGACUGUGAGAAGUACAAGGAGGAGCGGGACUCGGUGUUCAGCGAGUACCGCCUGAUCAUGAGCGAGAGGGACCAGGUCAUCAAGGAGGUGGACAAGCUCCAGACAGAGCUGGAGGUCGCAGAAGCCAAGCUCAAGAACACGUCCUCGGAGAGGAAAGUGGCCAGCGAAGAGAUGGAAGCACUUCGACAAGAACUAAAUUCCGCAUUAGUAGAUCGCGAUCGAGCAAUCUGUGAGAGAAAUGAGUUACUGGAGAAAUACUGCCAUGAAGUUAAGGACAAGGCAGAGGCCCAGAAGGAGCUGAAUCAAGCCUGUAAGGACAUUGAAACUGUGAAGGAAGAGAGAGACGUGGCCAGGAAAGAGAGGACAGAAGCCAUUAUCCAGAGAGACCAGCUCCUGCGAGAGUAUUAUCAGGCUAGACAGAAGCAAGACUCGGCGACACUGGACAUGGAGAGAGCUAACAAAGAGAUUGAGAUGCUGAGGAAGCAGUACGAGGCCAUGACCCAGGAGCUGAAGGAAGCGGUGCAGGAGGCAGAAGUGGCCAAGUGCCGGAGGGACUGGGCCUUUCAGGAGAGGGACAAGAUAGUAGCGGAAAGAGAGAGCAUACGGACGCUGUGCGAUAACCUGCGAAGGGAGCGAGACAGGGCAGUGAGCGAUCUGGCAGAGGCUCUGCGCAAUCUUGACGACAUGAGGAAGCAGAGGAAUGAUGCCUUACGGGAGCUCAAGGAGCUGAAAGAAAAGAUGGAGAACCAGUUGGAAAAGGAGGCCCGGUUCCGGCAGUUAAUGGCUCACAACUCGCAUGAUUCAGCAAUCGACACAGACUCUUUGGAGUGGGAAACAGAAGUGGUUGAAUUUGAGAAAGACAGGGAAGACAUGGAUUUAAAAGCUCUUGGGUUUGACGUAGCAGAAGGGGUUAAUGACCCAUACUUGCCUGGAGAUUGUGGAAUAUUUGUGACCAGAGUGGAUAAAGGAAGUAUUGCAGAUGGAAGGUUGAGAGUGAAUGAUUGGCUACUGAAGAUUAAUGAUGUAGACCUUACUAACAAGGACAGGAAGCAGGUCAUCAAAGCCGUGCUGACUGGAGGAGGAGUGAUCAACAUGGUUGUCCGCAGAAGGAAGUCUUUGGGUGGAAGACUUGUCACUCCUGUACAUAUUAACCUUGUUGGACACAAAGAAAUGUCUGUAUUUGCAGAUUGUGGAAUUGGCUUGGAAGCUGGUGUUUUUGUGGCUGCUGUUGUACCUGGAAGUGCAGCUGCUAAAGAAGGAUCUCUUACUAUUGGAGACAGACUCAUUGCUAUUAAUGGAAUUGCACUAGAUAACAAAUCACUGACUGAGUGUGAAGCUUUGCUACGGAACUGCAGGGAUUCUCUGAGUCUUUCGCUCAUCAAGUUCUUCCCACAGAGUUCCUCUGGACAGAACAUAUUUGAAAACCUAAGAGACUUGGAGAAAACCUCCAAUUGCAGGGUUCACUCAUCUGAGCUGCAUGUGCGGAAUAGCAGAAACUUGAAACAUAACAGCUCAACCCAAACGGACAUUUUCAACCCAGAGGGUGUGGAAGGGAAGAAGGACCGGAGCGACUCGGAGGACGGCUCUUUUUGCAGUCAGAAACCGUUUUCCACUGGCUCUCUGCACACGGGCUCUCAGCGGACCGUGGAGCACAGCCCGGGGCCCUUCAGUGCUGACAUCUUCCCAGACCGCUGCUUUGGGAUGGUCAACUUGGAGAAACGUGGAUUCACCUUUGACCCCGCGGCUGCCGACUGCAUUAUGAUGGAAACCACAUUGGAGAAGGGGCUUCGCCUAAAGCACAGCGGCGGCACCUGGCCAAAAAUGAUGGUUGAUGUCUCGGCUUCGGAAAACGCCCAACUCUCCAUAUUCAAGACGCCAAAAUCGAGGAAAUCUAUAUUUGACACUGACACUUUUAAAAGGCCAGAGGCCCCGUCAGCCAUGAACUACUUGUCUCCCGCCCAGCUGCCAGCACAUUCCCCACAGGCUUCGAAGGUGGAGGUGAUGCAGACACCACCAACUCCCCCCACCCGGAGCGACUCCUUCAAGUUCAAACACAAGCAGCAGACGAGCUCCGCUUCUGACUCCACCAUCACCACCGGGUCGCCAGCCGCAAGCCCUGCACAGUCCCCCGUUACCCUGGGGACGAAAGCAGAAGCUGUCCUGGAGGGCCGUGACCGGAAUGGCAAUCAUUACUUCGUGGAGAGCACAGCGGAAGGCAAGGCCCUGACUUCCAGGAAGUCCUGUGACGACGAUGUUGGCCGGCAGAGGGCUGAGGAGCCUGAGGUGAAGAGACCCAGGCCAAAAUCAGCCCCUGCACUAAGGCAUAAAAUGACCCCUUUGCCUGUUCCUGUCCCAACACUCCAGGUGCAGAGUUAUUCCAGUGAAGAACCGCAGUCUCCUGAUCCCCAUGAACUGGUGCGAUACUCCCCAAAACGCUCACAUAGGCACAGUGUGGGAUUUGUGCCAGUUGUCUACAAUGGGGCAAUGGCAGCAAACUCCACACACAGAGGUUUGGCACCCUGCCCAGCAGUGACUGCUGUCAUGAGAAAUCCAAUUUACACAGCCUGGAGUCACCGUGUUCAUACUAAUAACUGCCCUUCUGUCGCCAGCCAAAUCUGCCAUCAGCAUUCACAUCCCAGUCCACAACAUCAGGGUCGUCUGAGCUUGGACCUUAGCCACAAACGCACCAGCGAUGUACCCGAGUCCUCUCGUAGUCGAACGCCACAUGGAACUAACUCCCUGCCGUCAAGUGCUCGAUUAGUAGGUUCAUCCAGCACUUUACAAUACAGGACUGAGCGGAUUAAAAUACCUUCCACACCACGAUAUCCUCGCUCCAUGCUCGGUUCUGACAGAGGGUCGCUCUCCCACUCCGAAUGCAGCAGUCCCAGUCUGAUCACUCCUCCUCAGUCUCCACUCAAUCUGGAGACUUCCUCCUUCGCCAGCAGCCAGUCUCAGAGCUCCAUUGCCACCCUGCCCAGAAUAUCCGUGAGCCCUGUUCCGAUGGGGGAGCGCAGGAAGGACAGAUAUCUGUUCCGUAACAGAUCCUUUCUGAGAAUCCCUGUGGCUCCUAGGCCAAGGUUCUCAUCCUUAAGAAGCUUGAGGCCUUACCUGGAGGAGCCGCGGAAUGUGGUUGUGCACAAAGGCGCAGAGCCUCUUGGGAUCUCCAUCGUGAGCGGGGAGAACGGGGGCAUUUUCGUGUCUAAAGUGACGGGAGGAAGCAUCGCCCACCAGGCAGGGCUGGAGUACGGGGAUCAGCUGCUGGAGUACAAUGGGAUUAACCUCAGAAAUGCCACAGAGCAGCAGGCGCGAUUGAUCAUCGGGCAGCAGUGCGAUACCAUCACCAUCUUGGCACAGUACAACCCUCACAUGUACCAGCUGGGCAACCAUUCACGAUCAAGUUCUCGGCUGGAGCCAAUAGGUAAUCAGUCCAAUCCCCAAGGCAGUGGCACGACAACCCCCGACAAUCAUUCCACCAUUGACACACUGAGUGAACAGGAUGAAGGCACCAUGACCCCUCCAUCGAAGCAAACCACCCCCACCACCAGCCCUCGAAACUCCUUCAGGAUGCCAAUUGACGCUUCGAAGCAAAUUCCGGAACCGCGCACUGUCACCAUCAAGAAAUCCCAGGUGGAGCUGGGGAUCCAGAUCUGCGGGGGGAACUUGUAUGGCAUCUUUGUGGAGAGCCUGGAGGAUGAUAGUCCUGCAAAGAGUACUGGUGGGCUGAUGCUGGGAGACAUGAUUCUGGAGUACAAUUCAUUCCAGAUGAAGAAUAAAACUGCGGAAGAGGCCUACCUUGAACUGUUGAAGCCUGCAGACUCGGUCACGCUGAAAGUGCAGUACCGAAUCGAUGAGUUCAAUAGGAUCAGAGAGAUGGCUGGAGAUGGAUUCUACAUCAGGGCACUUUACGAUCGAGUGGCUGAGAUGGAACAAGAUUUAAGUUUUAAAAAGGAUGACAUUCUUUAUGUGGACGACACUCUACCAAAGGGCAAUUUUGGCUACUGGAUGGCCUGGCAACUUGACGAAAAUGCUCAAAAGCUUGAAAGAGGGCAAAUUCCAAGUAAAUACAUGAUGGACCAGGAGUUCUACCGGCGGCACAGCAUGUCGGAAAUGAAAGACGACAGCGGCUCCAGCAGGACGCUGUCGGCAGCAGCUCGGAGAUCCUUCUUUCGCCGCAAGCACAAACACAAGCGCAGCGGUUCCAAAGACGGGAAGGACCUGUUAGCCCUCGAUGCCAUUAGCACAGACUCGAUUCCUUUCUUGGAGGAUUGUGUAAGUCUGGCCUAUCAGAGGGUGCAGAAGGUUGAGUGCACAUCUCCCAGACCAGUGCUUAUCCUGGGGCCGCUGGUAGAUGCGGUGAAGGACAUGCUGGUGAAAGAGUCUCCAGGGAAGUUUUGCCGAUGCCUGCUUGAAGUGAUGAAAGCUUCUCAACAAGCAAUAGAACGUGGUGUGAAAGAUUGCCUGUUCAUCGACUAUAAGAGACGCAGUGGACAUUUUGAUGUGACGACUGUUGCCUCUAUAAAGGAAAUAACAGAUAAGGAUUGUCACUGUUUGCUUGACAUUGCUCCUCACGCCAUUGAAAGGCUUCACAGCGUUCACAUUUACCCAAUCGUCAUUUUCAUUCGCUACAAAAACGCAAAGCAGAUAAAGGAACAGAAGGAUCCAGUAUUUCUGCGGGAUAAAGUUUCUCAAAAACAUUCCAAGGAACAGUUUGAGGUUGCACAGAAAACAGAGCAGGAGUACAGCAAAUUCUUUACAGGUAUUGUCCAGGGAGGCAGCUUGGCUUACAUUUGCACUCAGAUCAUGACCAUUGUUGAUCAAGAACAGAAUAAAGUCCUGUGGAUUCCAGCUGGACCUCUCUAGAUAUUCCAACCAGACGCCAAUGCUUGUGUUCUUGGUCUGUGCGGCUGCAUGAAAACUUUAAAGAUAAAUCAGUGAAGGGGGUACAAUACACUGAACUCUGUUUAAAUAGCAAGUAAUUCACUUCUGUCUGCAUCUUGUGUCUAAAACUGGUAGAACCUGUAACACGGAAGCUUAACAGUUACACUUCACUGUGGGAAUAGGAUUGGUACAGCACUGAUUGCUAUUUUUUUUUCUGUAAGAAAAGUUUAACAUUAGUGAUGCUUCGAUUUAAAAAAAAAAACACUCGUUUACAAUUGUUUUCUGAGUAUUGUUAUUUAAUGUUUACUUGAAUGUUUUUUCCCUUUUUUUCUGAUGAAGCAACCUCUCUUGACAGGGGUGAAGUUGUUGCAUGUGAAUGAACAGUGUACUGGCUAUGUGGAAGUGCCUUGGACAUUGACUGAACAUUUAGUAGCAGGGUGACCAUGUGGCUGGGCUCACCUCUGGCGUAAAUUAGAACUUUUCAGUGCACUCCUGUACAGGACAGACCACUGUGUGUUUUAUAAAUCCUUUGUCUGUCAAAUGUUUUUUCCUUACAGAUCUAAUAUUUAAACUCCAUAAUAUAUCUGAUCUUAAUGUGUAAUAAACUAAAAACUAGGCAUUGGGCCUAGUAGUGUGUAGCAUUUGGUAGUGAGCUCUUAGAAACGUAUAGCAUGUUUUUUGUCACUUUUAAAUGUAUCUAUUUAAAAAUGUCAUCCUGGUGCAAUUUUGCAGGGUAAUUCUUAAGCUUGUUUUUGUUUAAUCUGUAUUAGUGUCUUUAGAUUUAUUUAAAAGGGUUUUUUUAAUUCAAAUACGAGGCACAGAUAAAUGGUCAUUCAUUCAGUCUUCAAUGCAAUGCUUUUGUUUUUUAUCUUUUAUGUAAGUUGUGCCAAACUCCAGUAUGUCAGCUUUGUUUUGCUUUUGUUUUGCACUUGUAAAUCUGUGUAACCUUAACAGUUGCAUUUAGAAUUUCUGUAAUUUUUGUAUCAUAUUUUAGGUACUAUAGUUAUCCUGUGCAAACAAGUCUCCAUUCAAGUAUAUCACAAUGACUGUUCCUAACAUUUCAUUCACUGGCCGGCACGCAGUUGUCUUUAAUCUUAGAGUAACUUCAGAAAGAAGAACACAGUGUGUGUUCUCCAAAAAGGGAUGUUUUCUUGCACAGAUUUUCAAAGACAAAUUGGUCCUGAACUUUGACUGUUGGGUUACAAAUUAGAAAUUUUGUAAUUAAAUUUAAUGUCAGAGGUAUUUUGCUGGAUUGUUAGCAUAAGACUUUUCAUGUGAGAGAGAACGUUUUUAUAGGCACGGUCGGAUUUAGACUAAAGGUCAAGCGGCUGAAACAGACAGGUACUGUUCUGAUUGGGAUUUUCUUUAUUAAAGUAUAUGAUUUGUAUCAAAUGUUAAGAAAUUGAUUAAUAUGAAAAUAAAAGUAAUUUUUUCUGUACCUUAAAAUCUAAUGCUGAUGUUUGGGUCUUGGUAUUGUGGUUUCUGAGGCUAUGAGCCAUAGACGAAAACAUUUCUCUACAUCGGGCAUCCUAGUCACAGGGGAGAAAACGGGAGAACACUUAGAUUUUGAAGAAAUACAGAUUUAGGAUACCUCAUCAAGGUCUUGUGUAACACUGCAUUCUGGAUAAAUGAGUUGUGUUAUAUGACUGUGCUUUUGUUCCACAUAUGUACACAGUUUAAUUUUGUGAAGGUGCAAAUAAAUUAAGCUUGCAACAA